Anopheles bellator is the source of this 4345-nucleotide messenger RNA. It is a transcript of the gene Mdr49, whose product is annotated as multidrug resistance protein homolog 49. The transcript has 8 exons. Gene Ontology annotation, biological process: transmembrane transport. The coding region runs from base 106 to 3444 and encodes 1112 amino acids. The record is from RefSeq and is a predicted model, not a curated record. Gene Ontology annotation, cellular component: membrane. Gene Ontology annotation, molecular function: ABC-type transporter activity; ATP binding; ATP hydrolysis activity. Lineage: Eukaryota; Metazoa; Arthropoda; Insecta; Diptera; Culicidae.
CAGUUCAUUUUUGCAACCCUCAGCGUCGACUGCAUCAACCGGUCCGCCCAGCGACAGAUCAGCCGUAUCCGGCAGCUGUUCCUGAAGGCGGUCCUCCGCCAAGACAUGACCUGGUACGAUCUCAACAGUGACGACAGCUUUGCGGUGCGCAUCACGGACGAUCUGGACAAACUGAAGGAAGGCAUCGGCGAGAAGCUGUCCAUCUUCACGUACCUGGUGAUGUCGUUCGUUAUUUCUGUGAUAUUUUCGUUCUUCUACGGCUGGAAGCUAACGCUCGUGAUUCUCAGCUGCGCUCCAAUCAUCAUCCUGGCGACGGCCUUCGUGGCCAAGAUGCAAAGCACACUGACGGAGAAGGAACUGAAAGCGUACUCGUCGGCCGGUGCCGUGGCCGAGGAAGUGUUGGGCAGCAUCCGGACGGUGGUGGCUUUCGGGGGCGAGCGAAAGGAGCAGGACCGGUACCGGGAGCGGUUGGCCAGUGCCGAGCAUAACGGGCGCCGGAAGGGCCUCUUCUCCGGCAUCGGCGGGGGCAUCAUGUGGUUCAUCAUUUACUGCUGCUACGCGCUCGCCUUCUGGUACGGCAUCAGCCUGAUUCUGGACGAUCGGGGCAAAGACAUCAAGGACUACACACCGGCGGUGCUGAUCAUCGUGCUGUUCGGAGUGCUGGCCGGGGCACAAAACUUGGGCCUAUCAUCGCCACACUUGGAAGCAUUUUCCACGGCGAAGGGUUCCGCGGCCACGAUAUUUUCUGUGAUCGAUCGCAUCCCGGAUAUCGAUGCACUCGGUGAUGCCGGGCUGCAACCGAGCACGGUGCACGGAAACAUCAAGUUUACGAACGUAUUCUUUCGCUAUCCGGCCCGAAAUGAUGUGCAGGUGCUGCAAGGACUCAAUCUGGACAUUCCGACGGGCCAAACCGUGGCACUCGUUGGCCCCUCCGGGUGCGGUAAAUCAACCUGCCUUCAGUUGAUCCAACGACUGUACGAUCCUUUGAGUGGUUCAGUGACGAUCGAUGGCACGAGAGUGAGCGAGCUAAACAUCGGCUGGCUUCGUUCGAUGAUCGGUCUGGUCGGUCAGGAACCGGUACUGUUUGCGACGACCAUUGCCGAUAACAUCCGGUACGGUAAUCCAAGUGCCAGCCAAAGCGAUAUCGAGCGAGCGGCCAAGAUUGCGAACUGUCACAGUUUCAUCAUGAAGCUCCCGAACGGAUACGGUACGAUGAUCGGUGAACGGGGAGCACAGCUGUCCGGGGGCCAGAAGCAACGGAUUGCCAUUGCCCGGGCGUUGGUACGCAACCCGAAGAUCCUCCUGCUCGACGAAGCGACCUCGGCCCUCGAUCCCAACUCGGAACGCCGUGUCCAGGAUGCGCUGGAGCGGGCGAGCAAGGGACGGACGACGCUCGUGGUUUCCCACCGACUGUCCACCAUCACGAACGCGGACAAGAUCGUGUACAUCGACAGGGGCAUCGUGAUGGAGCAAGGAACGCACGAUACACUGAUGGCCGCCCGGGGUCUCUACUACGAGCUGGUCGUGGCGAGUGGCUCGCAGAAAGCGGCGGAAGAUGAGGACACCAGUGGGGGGCCAGCGAAUGAUGGUUCUCCUUCGCAUUCGGUGGAGGACUCUUCCGACGACGAGUCGGACAGUGGCAAGUCGGAGGAGAAAUGCGAGGAAGAACAGGAGGAGGUGUACCCGGUGUCGUUGAUGCGACUGCUGAAGCUCAACUCGCCCGAGUGGCCCUACAUUCUGUUCGGGUGUGCCGCGGCCAUCGUGGUCGGUGCAUCCUUCCCGGCCUUUGCCGUCCUGUUCGGAGAAAUGUACGGGAUCCUGUCCGUGGCCGAUCCCGAGUACGUGAAGGAGGAGUCCAACUUUUACUCGCUGCUGUUUCUGAUGCUGGGCCUCAUCACCGGUCUGGGCACCUUCUUCCAGACGUAUCUGUUCAAUAUCGCCGGAGUGCGAUUAACGUCCCGUCUGCGACAGAAAUCGUUCAAGGCGAUCGUAAGCCAGGAGAUGGCCUGGUUCGACGAGAGCCGCAAUGCGGUCGGAGCACUGUGUGCCCGGCUUUCGGGCGACUGUGCCAGCAUUCAGGGAGCGACCGGCACAAGGAUCGGCUCACUGCUUCAGGCCGCCUCAACCAUCUGCAUCGGGGUGGGCAUCUCGUUCUUCUACUCCUGGAAUCUUACGCUCGUGUCGAUCGUUGCCAUCCCGGUGACGCUGGCCUCGAUCACGCUCGAGUCGCGCUACAUGGAGUCCAGUGGGCUGAAGGAAAAGCAAUCCACCGAGGGAGCAACGAAGCUGGCGGUGGAGGCCAUCUCCAACAUUCGCACCGUGGCCAGUCUGGGUCAGGAGAAGCACGUCCUCGAGCGAUACGCGCAGGAGACGAUUAAGAUUGAUCUCGCGUGCCGUAAGAAGACACGCCUGCGCGGGACCGUGUUUGCGCUCGGGCAGGUUAUGCCCUUCGCGGGAUACGGUUUGGCCCUGUUCUACGGUGGCAAGCUGGUGUCGGAGAAGGAACUCGAGUACAAGGAUGUGAUCAAGGUCUCGGAAGCGCUCAUCUUCGGAGCGUGGAUGUUGGGACAAGCGUUGGCCUAUGCACCCAACGUCAACUCGGCCAUCCUUUCCGCCGGCCGUCUGAUGAAGCUACUGGACCGUACACCGAGAAUGCACAAUCCGUCCUCCACGUAUCACUCACUGACGCAGGUUAGUUGUUGUCAGGGUGACAUAAAGUUCACUGACGUGGAGUUCCGCUACCCGACGAGGCCCACCGUCCCGGUGCUGCAAGGCUUGAAUCUCAACAUUGGCAAAGGACAAACGGUGGCCUUGGUAGGCCCGUCCGGAUGUGGCAAGUCCACCUGCAUACAGAUGCUGCUGCGCUACUACGACCCCGACAGUGGCAAAGUGGACAUCGACGGUAUCACGACGACCGAAUUUUCGCUCAACCGCAUCCGCUCGCAGAUGGGCCUGGUGUCCCAGGAGCCGGUCCUGUUCGAUCGGACGAUAGCGGAAAACAUUGCGUACGGUGACAACUCGCGCGACAUCCCGAUGCCCGAGGUGAUCGAGGCGGCGAAGAUGGCCAACAUUCACGAGUUCAUCGUUAACCUCCCGAAAGGCUACGACACCAGUCUCGGCACGAAGGGAGCGCAACUGUCCGGCGGGCAGAAGCAACGGAUCGCCAUCGCCCGGGCUUUGGUACGUAAUCCGCGAGUCCUGCUGCUGGACGAGGCCACGUCGGCGCUCGAUAAUCAGAGUGAAAAGAUCGUCCAGAGUGCGCUGGAUCAUGCGAGGACGGGACGGACGUGUGUGAUCAUCGCGCACCGGCUGACCACCAUCCAGAAUGCGGACCUGAUCUGUGUCAUCCAGAACGGCGUGGUGGUGGAGUCCGGCACGCACGACGAUCUGUUGGCGUUGAAUCGGAUCUACGCCAAACUGUACCAGAUGCAGCAGGUGGCGUAGGCCGAUUACGGAGCCCACCACCCCAUCGUGCUACGUUCCUAUCAAGUCUUUGAGUCUUUGGACUAUCUUUGGAUGUACAAAAAGGUCAGCCGCGGACUGGCGAUAUCCUAGAAGCGUAUACAGAGGAACAUCAAAGACUUACCAGACACACGCCAAGUGCCGUAUUUAAAGGGGAAGUGCAGUUUUAGUGCAGCUUAGUAGCAAAGUCUUUUAGCAAAUCUAGCGACCUAACGAGUGAACUGAAUGCUUCUUCAGCGCUAGCCAGCCAGCCGUUACUGUUGUAGGAGUUGUACUUCGCUCAAGAAGGCGCCAGUCCACGGCGGCACACACGUGAUACAUUAAGCGCCUCUCUAGGACGUAAUUACUAGUGAUAACGGGCGGGCCGGAGCAACAAUGGUCGUGCCUAUUUUGGAGGAAGCAGCUCGCCGGUGAAUCGGUAUCAAGCCAGCUUGAAUCACGUUUGAAUGAACGACUUGCGCAGAGAGUGACCAAUAUUGCACGAUACGCGCUUCCGCAAUCAGGCUUCGCGCUAAAUGGCCUUUGUAGAGUAGAGUAGCAAUAGUAGAUAAACUUAAAUCCUAGAUAAACCUAUCUAUUCGCACCUGGAAUCUGAGAUAACGAGCACUCACGGCCGGCAGAUGGCAACAAGAUGCUGUUUCGAGCCCGACCCCCGGCCGGCAAUUUGGUGGUUGGGCGCGUAUAUCUCCUAUGGACAACUCGUUGGGACUCGAGAGUACGUUAUUGUGUAUGUUUUGUCUGAUAAGAAAGAUGUGAUGAUAAGUGAAAUGAUUGAUCGAGCUCGAGUUUUUUUUCCCGUUCGUCGGUUGCUUCCUGGACUGCAGGAAAGCAUGGUCGGUUUUUAGUGUUAACAAUUCUUCUCACCACCUUUACGAGCGAUACG